UGUUCAUGAUGAUUGCAUCUAUCGUUGCGUUUGCAUCGGGGUUCAUAAAUCUGGGAAGAGUAAUUGUAGAUCACUGUGCACCUCCCUUCCUGGGUGCAUAUUUUCUCCAGUGUCCACUGUGUUCAGGCCCAAACCCCACUGUCAACUAUGUAACUUGGAUUCCAAUGCUUACGAUGGAUUUUUACUUUGUUUUCACCAUCUUGCACAAGGGCUUCUUUUAUCCAGUUCAUAUUGUAUUCGCCACAACGGGGCGGAUGGUGGAUUAUUUGGAGGUCAUAAAAAAGUCACCGUCUGGUGUGAAGCUCAGCAGAUACAGAAGUGUCCAAAUUCUGGAAGCACAGAUAAAUGACUACUCUCGAAUCCGCGUCAUGCCAGCGUUCAUGUCAGGCGUCCCAUUUGUCGAGGUAUUGAGUUUAUUUGUAAUUAUAAAGUUGCACGACCAAGUCCCACUGCCUGGAUUUCUGCUUUUCCCGGAAGGAUUCAUAACAGCGGCGUCGGCCCUGAUCGUCUAUGAAACCGUGGCCGCCAUCCUAAACACAAAGUCGUUUCAAAUUAUAGGCACAUGGAAGCAACAAUUUUGUCGGGGUAAAGUGAAGCGAAGAGAGGUCAGGUCGUUGAGACCGUUGAUGGUCAAAUUUGGGUCAAAUUACAUCGACAAAGGGACGCCUCUGGUUACGCAAGACUUUUGCAUUAAUCAGACUGUGUCAAUGUUGCUAAUGAAGAGGCAGUCACCAAAUGUGGUGAAAGCACGUAUCACAUCCAGUUAAUUAUGCGAUGAUGCAUAUACGUGUAUGCUUACAUAUCACCCUAAGUUGUACGGGCUAGUGUAAUGUUAAUUCUUAAUCGGAAUUCAAAAUUUAUAUAUCCUUGCUACGUGUCAGAAUAUGUAAGUACAACACCAAAAUGUGAGUUUGAAUGUUGUGUUAGGACUUUAAGAGCUUGUAGUGAAUUGUCACGAAGAAGUUGGCGUAUUUAAAGUAUUUAAAGAUCUGAUAAAACUGUUGCCUAAUUCCAAUGACUUGUGUAGAAGUCACUCACUUGAAUGAACGGCAUGUGUAAAUGAAAAUGACACAUAUUUUAACAAAAUUCAAAACAUCGAAAUUUGCUACUGUGCACAUUAUUAUUGAGCUUAUGUAGAUUUUUAUAAAAAUAGUUGAUACAAAGUUUCAGGUAAUAUGUAAGUCUUGAGCCAUUUUAAUCCACGAUUCGAUUUCAGAAUUUAACAUAAUAGUUAGAGUUAAUAUUAUGUUAAAGAGUUAAUAUUUAGAGCAAAUACCGAUAAAGAAUAAGUAGGUAUGUACAUAAAUCUAACAUUGUUCUAAAUCUUUCAGUUUCGUUUUAUGUAGUAUGUAUGUGCUAUACAUGUCCAUAGGUACCGAAAAUUAAGUAAAUUACAGUGAUUAAAACAAUAAGGUGAGGUGAUGCUACAUAGAUAUUACUUACAUACAGGGAGAAAGAGAUGCAUUAAAUCUUCUUAUGGAGUACUUACUUACUUAUAAAUAUGUGCAUACUUGUAUUGAUUAAAUACAUGUGCGUGUAAUGGUUUACAACAUUGGAAGCUCAAAGAUGCACUCCACGCCUUUCUCUCGUAGUUCGAUCAAACCUGGUAGUUAUCCCAUUUGCAAUUUAAUCAAGCAAAAGUGAAUAAAUGCAGUGAAAUUAAGAGUUUUGAGUACAAUUUUAAAUGCAAUUUAACAAAAUUGAAAGCCACUAAUAAGCUAAAAGAAGAUCAAAUGCAAACUUCUAAAAUUUUCUACUUUUAAAAACUUUCCAAUUCAUUAAUCUUUGAAAUAAUUCAAUCACACUACGCAACAAAUCCAUCCAUUUAUGAAUUUCAGGUGAUGCCCUUGAAAAAUUAUACCUAGUCAAAGAUUCAGUAUUCAGUGAACAGUUGACUAGAAUUGAACCACAAAUUGUGCAUUAAUAAUACAAAAAAACUCAAAAUCCUGAGAAUGGGAGCUUUACUAGCAAUAAUCCUCACAUUAAAUGUAGUUCUGUUUGCCACAAUUCUGCAACCUUAUGUUUUUAAUAAUAAACGAAUCGGGGGUGGUAAACCUUCCUUACUUUUGGGGUCACUGGGUUCCGUGGACGAGGACUCGAAGGAGGAAAAACAUUCGAACCUCCUCCUCCCUCCGGGUAGCAGUAAACCACCAGGAAUAAAUGGUGAAAUCGUGGCUGGAGUUUACGGGAGUGGUGUGUCGCAUAUCGUUGUUGGACAUUUGCUCAUGGCUUGGAUUUACGCAAUCGCUCCAGGAUUAGGAGUUCUCUUGGCACUUUUCACCCUGUUAGUGAACACGGACUUUUCCUAUCUACAAGACCCCGACCCCUACAACUUGCAAAGCCUUCAGCACGAACUGGAUCCAUUAUUGCCACCGUCACUUCUUGACCAGAAAUAUGGACAUGAUUACUUUGAUGGAGUACACGGAGCUUCUACACAUGUCGUUGAACAAUUUGUGAAACCUGGGAACACAAAUGACAGAUCCAAUACGGUGGAGAAUAGCAGUGUCCAGAAAAAGAUAGAUGUACUUAGAAAAGUUGCAGUUUUUAGUAAAGAUAUCAUAAGUUAAAAUAGUAAUAUAAGCCAUUAUCUUAUCUUUGGAUAUGAUAUAAUUGUAAUAGCAUUCUAAAUACUUUUGUAGGCAAAGGCUAUAGAUGACGAAAAAUAUUAAUAAAUAUUUAUUAUGUAAAUACAUACAUAUAUCUAUUUACUAAUGUAUUGGAAAAAUCUAAAAAAUAUAUUUUGAAAACCCAAUGAUGAACGUAGUUUAUUUUUAUUAUG
Messenger RNA from Folsomia candida, 2779 nucleotides. RefSeq lists its product as uncharacterized. The transcript is spliced from 2 exons. Bases 6 to 767 code for a protein of 253 amino acids. Lineage: Eukaryota; Metazoa; Arthropoda; Collembola; Entomobryomorpha; Isotomidae. The record is from RefSeq and is a predicted model, not a curated record.